UGCUGUGAGCGCUGUGUGAGGGAUUUUGUCAGUCGCAUGGCUCUGAAGUAUCACUUUCACCAGAAGCAUCUUGGAAAAGUUCACUGUGAAAAAUGUGGCCAAGAAGUCCUGAGGGAGAAGCUCCAAGAUCACAGUAAGGUACAAGUGGGUACGAUCUGUAUGUGACAGGUCAACCACAGAGACACACAAGCUAAACUGGGAAAAUCUAGAAGAAAGGAAUAUAAAGCAUAUGGCUACAAAAGUAUCAAAAACCUGUAUGAUGUGUUCUAGGCACUUUGAAACAGUCCUUAGUCGGGAGAACCACGAAAUGCAAGAGCAUCACUUCACAGCCAGUAAAAGAGCCCGAAUGUCUACAAGAUUUUCACCUCAUAAUAUGUUGGAGUGUAAAAGUCCCCAACAGCUACAGAGAUUUGCAGGUGAAAAAAUCCGCCCUGCCUCGGGUCCUCUGAGCACUGCUUGUGUGGCUGAAAUUGGUGCCCUGGUCCAGCUGAUCUGGGGUUGCUUUCCGGUGCCGGCCUCCCGAGUGAUCCAGGAUGGUUCUUAUAUAAAGGGGACUGACACCCGAGGAUGCUCUGAGAUUGACAUUGUGUUGUUCAGUGACGUGUUUGCCAAUGUGAACCAUCGCAAGAAACAACUGAGAGAAGAGUUGGCUGCUCUGAGAAAAAACUUGAAGCAAACUUCACUCGGGAACAGGAUUCUAAUGGGGAAGAGAGCACCAUUGUCUUUAAGAUUCAAUUUCUUAUGGACUGAAAGUCUUCACAGCCAUUCUUUUGAGAUCAUGGCCUACUACGAUGUCCUGGGGCCUACACCUUCUACAGGUAAGACUUAUUUGUUUUGUUUCCCAGGAAGCCUUUAAAAUGGCUGCUCAUUCAAUACGUAUUUAUAGAGGACUGACCACAU
Messenger RNA from Ceratotherium simum simum (southern white rhinoceros), 900 nucleotides. The record is from RefSeq and is a predicted model, not a curated record. NCBI's taxonomy places the organism in Eukaryota, Metazoa, Chordata, Mammalia, Perissodactyla, Rhinocerotidae.